Molecule: messenger RNA, 2700 nt
Organism: Salvelinus fontinalis (brook trout)
Lineage: Eukaryota; Metazoa; Chordata; Actinopteri; Salmoniformes; Salmonidae
Exons: 5
Coding region: 1296-2699 (467 amino acids)
Source: RefSeq, a predicted model, not a curated record
GGUUAUAAUUUAUUGCAUGUCCUAGUUUUGCAGCUUUGCAACCUCAGAAUUAUAGCUAAUGGAUUGCAGCGAGUUACGUGUUUGUGCAUGGUGAUGAAUGAGGAUGCUUGAUAAACCAUAAAUUAAAUGCAACAACGUGCACUUACAAAUAUUUUCGUUUGGCAGAACUUUGACAAGCUAUGAACUGUUUUCUAAUGACGUUGACAAUUCAUAUAGACAUUAGACUUAGGCCUAAUUGUGACAUCAUGUGUGUAUGACAUCUUUGAAGAAUGCCCUGGCUUCAGCCAAUCGGAAUCGAGUAUUCAACAAUGCUUUGGAAUAAUUCAAGGACGUUCAUAUUCACUUCAGUUGUCUGCCGAUGGUUCACUGACGUUUUUUCAAAGGAAGUAUUAGUAUUACCUCUAAACAGCCUACAACAAUAAGCUACACAUCAUGUCAGACGACAGCAAGAACGUGAAAUGGGAGGAUCAUCCGGAUGACCAAAAUAAAGUUGUGGAGAAUAUGAAGGAGGAAACAGAGACACAUGAGACCAACAAGAACAGGACAGGAGGCAAGGCUAAACGUAAGUCCAGUGGCCGUGCCAAGAAGACUUCCGUGGAGGAGGACAGCAGCAUUGGUGCAGGUCCGAGAUUACUUCAUGUUGGGUGCAGGUUGUGUUCAAAUUCAUCAGCACUGAUCUGAGAAGAUAGUAUCUAUAUAGGUGAAAGCAAUAUAGUGGAGGCCCGCAGAGAGAUGUGCUUUUACCUGUCCAGUGCAAUCAAAUCACUAAAGGUGAAGGAAAUUAGGAAUAAAGUUCAGAUUCAACUUUAGAUUUCUCUUUGCGGUUUCCCAGAGUCUUCUCAGACACCCGGGUGUGGUUUCUGGGAAAGGGGAUCUAUCAUUGAGCAGCUGGAGAAGGAGGCUCAGAGGACUCUAAUGCCUUCUCUCAAGAUUGGGACAUGCUGUGCCCCAAUCCUCCUCUCUUUCCUGAGGAGUCUAACUGAUGAGCAAGUUCCAUGUCUUUUUCCAACCUCACAUACAACCUAUCUGAAUUUAUAGUCAUAGUGCACCUUCUAACCACAAAUGGGAUUUUAAACACUACACCUAACCCUAACAUCACUGUAACCACACCCCUAACUCUUGCUGUAAAUCAAGAACAAAAUGACUCAUGUACUUGCUAAUAGCUUAAUUAAAUACACUUGUAUUAUCCCUAACAUGGCUAUCUAGUGACUCCACUAACUCAACACCAGUGUGCAGCUAAAAUAUGUUUGCUUUCUUUUCUUUGCUCUAGCCAAUGGAGAGGGAUUCAGCAUGGCAUGAAAAAUAACCUGACAUUCGAGCAGCUCUCCAUGCUGUGUCUGAAGAUUGUUAAGGUCGUGACCCAGACAGCCCUCCGCAUUCUCCUACCAGCGCUAGCUCGUAUCAUGGGGGUGAACCUGAGGAGUGGGGCAACCUCCCCAGAAUCGCAGUGCUCUCUGACAGGGUCUGAGGAUUCCUUAGGCAGUCUGGAUGAGAGAGAGAAAAGGCUGCUGAUCAGUGAGAUGAACUACUGGACUAAGGAGAGGAGGAGGAAUGGCAGUGCAGGGUGCCACCAAAAAUCCACUGGCAGAACCUCAUCAUCAUGCUGGUCGCCUAAGAGGUCCCAGACCUCAUUGCAGAGCUUGCCUGCAACUAGAGAGGCUCCCCUCAUGGAGGAGCCUCUGAAGGCUCUUUUUGGGGUAAGGGAAGAGAGCCUCCUGAUAUCCUUGGUUGAGGGUCACUCCAACCCCACCUCCUCCAGCUCCUCCGAGUUGAGCUGUGCUAUCGUGGGGGAGGUAAUACACCAGCUUAACUCUGGCCUCUCAGUGGCCAUUCAGGCCAGCUCGGGGAGUUGCCCCCCUAUGGACAGUCAGGACAUAGCAGCAGGCAAGGAGGUCAUUCGGGUAGCCUCGGUACAGAUCCUGGCCGAGCUACAGAGAAAAACGUCUGAGCCAGAGUGGGGAGGGUUUAUCGAGCCCCUCAUGGACCCUGUGACCGAUGAUGUGCUGGAUGCCAUUGUCGGCACAAUGGACAAAAUGUCACAGGACUUCAACAUCCUCUUGGAUCUGGCCAAGAAGAUGACAAUCUUGGGGUCUACAUUUCUGACCAAUCUUCAAUGUGACCUUGAUGUUGAGUGUCCAUCUGGGAAAGAAGGAACCACUCACUUUCUCAAAGAGACUGGAUCCUCUACCAGUGUGGUGGCCAGAAAGCUUCAGACCCUCUCUAGCCCCGACUUUCAGUCUAAAGCCCUCAAGGCGGUGAGCACCAUCCUUACAAGGAAAGUCAGCAGCUCUUCUGGCAUGGCUUCUUCCUCUAGGCCUUCUAGUGCUGCUCCUAGCCUUACUGAAGCACCCCCGAAUACCAGCUCUACAGCCCUGACAUCUGUAACCUCCACUGCCACAGUGAUUGUUAAGGCAUUUGUGGGAGGCAUGGAGACGAUAGCAUCAUUUGAAGGCACAUGUGAAGCAGUUGAUUGGCCAGUUCCUGUAAAUGACCACAAAACAGGGUCUUCACAGAAGAUAACCUUCUCUCCAGCCCGCACACUCUACGGCCUUAUACGAGCAAAGCUGAGGGACCUUUUAACUCUAUCCGCUCGAGAAGAAGGUGUGGCUAAGGACGCUUCUCUUCAGGAGUAUUCAGACACCCUGGAAAAGGCAACUGUUUCAACUGUUGAGGUCGUUACCCAGCACCAAACUCAGUAGA